CUCCUAUAAACAUCCAACGCUUCCUUGCCACGGAAAGUGUCACACACUGCUCGUAAAGAGAUUAGUUUAUUAUUCUCUGCUUUGAUUCUUGCAAGAAUAUAGAGGAAGAUAGAGCUAAUUCUAUUCAAAAUAAUGAUGGCUAAAUGCGCGAGGAUAAUCCACGUACUGCCUUGUUUUCUGUCAUGUAGUUGACCUAUUCCGACGCUGAAAGUCGAGGACUCGUCUGGAAACAAUAAUGGACCGAGGCGGCUGCCAGUUAAAUGGCGGUGGCGGUGGGCCCGAGUCCGAAUCUGGGAAUGGGAUGAUCACGUUGGAAGACCUCGAGUCGUUUUCGGAAGACCCGCUGUCAGGUACGGGCAGUCUGGAUGAAAACACGGAGACCAUGGAGGAGGGAGAAGACCGACUGCUGCACUAUUGGCAGGACGUCGCAAGGGGUCACCAAGUGGAGGUCCCUCAAGACAUGGCAGAACCAAUCCAACAGCUGACGAGUAACGACGAGGGACGCAGUAACCGAGAGUGCGUCCCAUUCAACCGUCUCACACGCAAGGAGAAGUGCAACGAGUUGCUUUACGAGAAGCGCAGCUAUGAGAAGGCGCACUGGGCAUGCAUCACUGUGCGCGAGGAAACCUACGAGCAGAGCAUCUGCUACGGCUUCAUGAGGCUGAUGAGGUACAUCUGCAAGCAGAACUCCACCGGUGAUUACCUGGGAAUGAGCCUGCCCAUCGUGACAAUCAUCCACACCGACGAGAAGCAGUCUUUGAUUUCCCGCGAUGUCACCGUUGCCUACUACCUGCCAGCCGCCCACCAGUCCCAGCCUCCGCAGCCCACAGACAACGACAUAUUAAUAGAGAUCUGGCCUGCCGCUGUGGUGUACACAAGGCGUUUCACCGGACCCACCAACGAAGUGACCAUCAUCAAUCAGAUCCACGCUUUGGCCGAGGCACUGGACUCCCCAGGUGAGUGCGUCAACGAUUCAUUCAUCGUGGCGGGCUACACCAACCCUGCUCACGUCAACCGCCAGAACGAGAUCUGGUUCAUGGAGCGGCGCUGAGGCCAAGAAGAGGAGCAACCAGAGAGGUGAUCCACCUCGUCCCCCCACAGACAUCGUCCGUCACAAACCUGUCGACUGCACUUAACCAAACCCUGCCCUGACCAAGCUCCAUGCGGCCGUGUGGCUAGGAAGGGCAGACACACUUUGCUAUAGAUUCACUUUGUCAACACUCUCCAAUGCAGUUGGGGAUUUACAUCUGUGAUAAGAGUAUGCCCUUACCUGGUACAGUGUUCCCAUACCUCUUCUCUGUGUAAUCCUUACUUGUAAAACCACAUCACGACUCCUGACCCGACAAUAACUGGGCCAAUUUACACCUGUAGAUGCAGUUUCAAACCCUGCAUGUUACUAUCUCUUGGCCCUCUGUUGGCCUUAUUCCCUUACUUUUCUCUCUGCAACAUGAGGUACAAUGUUUCCUUGUAAUUGAGGAGUAAGCACACGAACAAGAACUUAACAACUUUGUUUUAGCGUCUUGUGGUUUUUACCUGUAACGUUAUCCUCCUGAUGUACUAUAUUUUCAAUCACACACGGUUUACACGGUUUAUCAUCUACAAUAGUGGGGUUAUAUCUGUUGUACGUCGGCCAAGAAAACCGGUCUUUCCCUGGCAAACAUGGAUCUGCAACAUAAUUGAUAAUAAAGAAAAACGGGUUGAAUAAUUUUAUAAAAUCGACCGAAAAGAAAGUCGUCAGUAUGAAUUUACAUAUGAAUAACGGAGAUGGUGAAUAUAAACACAACUCGAACAUUACUACAAACCAAAAGCAGUUAAAUUCAGUCCUUUUUAAUUGCAGUACGACAAUCAAAACAUGCUGUAUUUAAUGGGUUUAGUUUAUUUUCAAAAGUCAAUGCAUUCCUUUAUUUGCACAUACCCUUUACCUCUUUCUAUUCACAACUUGUGUCAAUGUGUCAUUAUGUAUGCACUACUGUGUACCUACUUUAAUAGAACUGCCACUAGAGUAGAAACUACUUAAAAAAAGAAUGAUUAAGCAAAAGCAAUUGCUGCCAAGAUAUUUUUUCAGUCCAAGAAAAAGGCAUAACUCAAAGAGUGGCAGUUAUGAAGAUAUGUAUUAUUUUUAUCUACAGAUUGUAUAGUCUAACAAACCAAUGUAAACGAUAAAAAUCGAACUAUAUUUUACAUAAACUAUAUGGAGGAUAUUACAGAAUGACUACCGUUUGAAUUUGCGGUCAUGGUUAACAAAGCCAUACAAGAAUGUCACUAAAAUCAAUGCAACCAUCGGAUGAACUCAAAUCUCCACUGUGUGAAGACUUAUGAAUAAUGUAACAUAAUAUGUAACAGCAACCAGCAAUUCCAAGCCAUAUAUCCAUUUAUUCUGUAGAUAUGCACCCAAUAUUGUUGAAAAGAAAAUGUGUCUCAGCUCAUCAAAAAACCCGUUCCCAUUUCCAUGCCUAUCCUGUGAAUGAAAUGUUGAUCGGGAGCUGGUCUUAAUGCAAGUUAGAAGAGACAGGAACGUGUAGGAAGUAUAUUUCACCAGUGCAGGUUGGAUUCAAAAGAUAUAAUCUGAUAUUCCUCUACUGGUAGUACUAGUGCAUUUUAAAUGUAGGCUGUUCGAAUCCUAAGACCCCUCUUUUUAAUUGGCAUAUUCUACCUAUGUUCUGUAGACAAGUGAAUGAAUGGAUGGUUUGUUUUUUGCUUUUAGUGUCUAUAAGCUUAUUUGUAUGUGAUUGGCAAUAGUGGGCUAUACAGUAAAUUCAGCGGCAAGAAAACAAUGUGGCUUUCUUUGUUGUGUUCAAAUGAAAGAAAAUGCUUGUUUUCUUUGGGCAAAUAUAUUGAUAUUGUAUUGUUUUUGCCUCGUCAUUGUUAUGAAUUCUUGGUGCAUCACCACUAUUUAAAAAAGUUCAAUAAAAUAAAAUUGCACAACUAUCUGGCACCACUAGAUAGUGCAUGCUUUUCCAGGUUUACUGCAGCAUACCCUUCAUGCUCAUCUAAAGGUUCUACUCAAGACAAUUGUUCAGAGGAUAUAUACCUGGCUAAAUCUGAAUAAUCUAGCAACAACUUGGGAAAUGACCCAUGCACACUCUGAUUUCAGAGUGCCCAUUACACAGCACCCUGGCGGAGACAAUCUGGGAAGUAGGGUUGGACCUUGACUAGAAUUAGGAUCAACAACUAAAAACCACCAAAUCCACUACUCUAUUCUUUGGACACAUGAUAUAGCAUUGUCUCUUCCCGAAGUGACACGAGUAGGACUCGGGUUACUAGUGUGACCGUAACAGGAUUGAAGGACACAAUGUACAGUGUCUAUCCUCUUCACUGUAAAAUAUGGUGACUGUACGAGAGACGGGGUCCAAAAUGGUCUUUCAGAAUUGUGUCCAUUUACCCACUGGAGUUAAGAAAUGUACUAGUAAAGCGAUUGUUUAAAGAUUAAACAACAACAAUUAAGAUUUUUUCACCUGUCAAAUGUAUCCACCUUUAGCUGCUGGCAGGUGUUAUUUUUGGACCCUGCCCAGAGGAACAUUACACAAUAAGAUAAUACCACCUUUCCAAACUCUAUCUGAACGGAAUAAAUAGUUUAGAGUAUGACCAAAUGCUUCAAAAACGAAUGUGUAUAAAUUAAAAUAUGCCCGUGAAAUUAAUGGCGUAACUAAUUGUUGUUUGAAUGGAAUAUCAUCUACAGUACAGUAUAUCAUUAAAUAUAUAAACAAUACAUGAUCCUGCAACUUGGCACUUAGACUGAAUGUCAGGUGUCAUAGAGUUGUUGUUUGUAUGCACACCCUAAACCCUGGGCGUCUCUCUAGGACCACCCAAAACCUAUUCUGCUGUGAUGCCAUCAAACUAGGAAAACAAGUAAUCUAUCCAUUACAGAUCCGUGUCAAGGCCAUUAUAAUUAACGUAACCUUCUGACAACAUACUAGUAUCCCCCAAUGUGCGAUGUUUACUUUCCCUUCUGUUUUUGAAAAAAUAACUGCAAUGUUUUAUAUGACAUAGUAAUAAACAGAGAAGACAAACAGACAAACAGAGAAACGAACCAACACAGAAUAUGUGUACUACUAGUACUACUAGAACAAACUAUGAACUUGUGUUUCGGAUAGGUAACAACUAGUCCCACAACUUCAUUACAAUCCUACCAUCCAGAUAAAACGGAUAACUGCUAGUGGCCAGUUCCAACUCACACUUGGGUACAAAUACAGGACACAGGUUCCCUUAAUGAUGUACCAAUUCGCACCACAGAGUUGGUUUCUCUAAUGAUCACUCGGACCAAUCGAGUCUCGUUGACGACCAUGGGAACUGACAACCAAAUGGCACCCAGCAUUUGGGGAGCCCCUUCGGGACGUGAUCAUUUUCUAGCAUCAUUACAGGUUAUUACAUCCGCAGUUACGUUCAUUUGCCACAGGGGAGAUUCAAAGCACCAACAGAAAGGGGUGUUUUACACUACGAACGAAGAAGAAGCCCCUACCUGCAGGUAGCGUGCCUGCUGAGCUGCGAGGGCCUCCCCCAGGGGGACCACCACCUUCUCCAGGGUGCGCUGGUGGGUGUGAGCCUUGAUGUCGGGACUGGCCUCCGAGCGCAGCUCGAUGUGGGAGAUCAGCAGGUUGGAGAUCACCUGCUGCACAGCCUGCAGGGGGGAGGAGUGGAGGUACAUGUGUAGAACAGAUGUACAUUAUUAAUAGGAGAAACGUGUAGAAUAGACGUACAUUAUUAAAGAGUCUAGAAUAGAUGUACAAUUUUAAGAGGGGGAGAAAUAGUGUCGAAUAGAUGUACAUUAUUAAGGAUUGUACAAUAGAUAUAUAUUAUUACGAGGCAGAGAAACGUGUAGAACAGAUGUGCAUUAUUGAGGAGGAGU
This is a messenger RNA of Gadus chalcogrammus (walleye pollock), 4846 nucleotides long. RefSeq names its product heme-binding protein soul3 (gene soul3). Lineage: Eukaryota; Metazoa; Chordata; Actinopteri; Gadiformes; Gadidae. The transcript is spliced from 6 exons. The record is from RefSeq and is a predicted model, not a curated record. The coding region runs from base 236 to 1051 and encodes 271 amino acids.